ACGGCUACAGUACGGGAGCCUCUGGUUUAUCGCUUUGAUGUCUGUGCAGUAAAUGAAGUAAUUUAUACAAAACGUGUGAGUUUUAUGUGCGCUUUGUUUUACUGGAAAUUAUGCUUUCAGUUCACGAUUACUUUGGGCACGCAUUUACUGUCAGUGUAUGGGCAAAGGAUUGUAAACUGUUAGAAAGAUGGUUUUAAAGAAGAAAGAGGUUAAAGUGGAGGCCCUUAUUCUGGACAGUGGACAGCUGGAGAAUCUGGGUGCUCUCAAAGGUGACCCCUUGGCAGAGCAAAUUGCUGAGUUCUUGCAGGAGUGUGCCAAGCUAACAGAUGGAGUCCAGCAGAUACAGCUGAUUAAAAAAGUUGGUUCCCUUCUGGAGCAGCUGAGUGAAGACGAGGCUGAAAGCCCGCUGAUGAAUGCCUGCCUGGAGACAUUGGCCUGCGUUUUCUUCUCCCUGCACUCCAGAAACCCACUGAAGAGAGCUCUUGCAAGUGCUCUGAGCACAGUACCAGGCUGUCUGCAGAACCAAGCUGUGCGCUGCCUGUCCCAGCGUUUGUCACAGAGCCUGACCACAUGCAGCUCAACGCACUACGCACACCUUACCGAUACCAUCACUGCCUGCCUUGACGGCUUCCACCUGGGUGAAAGUUGCAUUCACAGUUUACUAACAGAAGUGUUGCAGUUUCUUCAGAAGGCCCUGUCUGAAUAUCAACAACAGAACAGUCGUCUGGUAGGCAGUCCGGUUGCUCAGGCCCAGCUGAUGCAGGCAUGCUUGGCCACAGUGAAAGCUUCCAUGCUGGUGGUACAGAGAUCCCAAAAGCAGAUCACUGCAGUCCUGCAGGCAGCACCUGACAGCCCCCUGAUGGACACACUGUGUGACCUGUUGCGCUGCUACACCAGCAUACUCACUGAGGGUGACUUUGUGCAGACAGUCCAGAGCACUGCAGGCAUGGCAGUAGUACUGCUGACUAGGAGCAUGACGGGGCCCAGUGACUGUGUGGCCAGUGUGGUGGCCAGUCUGUUGCUGGGCUCAGAGGAGCGUGUGGGCAGUGCACCUCAGUGGUUGUUAGAGAGCUGUGGAGAGCUGUACCACUGCGUCCGCCCCACCAGUGUGACCCUGUUCCUGUGCCAUGGAGCUCUGGCUAUGCUGUCCUGGCGGGGCAAGGCCGCUAGAUCAGGCGAGGAGAGGCUCUUGUUGCUCAUUCCCAAAGCUUUGCUCUCUCUGGACUCCAGUGUGCGAGAGUCCAGCACUGCAAUCUCGGUGGCUCGUGUCUUGACUCUAUGGAGCUGUGCAGCCCUGGAAGUCCUGCAGGGGGAGCACUGCUCUGCAAGCCUCAGGCAUUCCCUGACGGGGGGCACCGAGCUGGUGGGACGCCUGCUGGAACACAUCUAUGCACAUUGGGAGCAUCCUCUGGAUGGCGUCCGGCAUCAGACCAAAGCCCUGUUUAAGAACGUGCUCAAGCUGCACCAGAUCGCCACGCGAAUACCUGACCCCCUUGCAGACCCCUUUAUCACCAGCCUGACCCACAGCCUGCUAGGGCUUGAGUGGCACAGCAAAGGGAAGUACGGCUCUCUGAGCUGUCUGGUGGACUACCUGGGUGCAGAGAGCCUCCUCGCUCUAGAUCCUCAGCUUCCUGCACAGCUUCUCUCUCUCAUGGGGGAUCAGUCUCUCGCCCCCUAUGCCAGCAGCCUCCUGGAGACGCUGUUUGUGAACCACAAGGCUCAGCUGGCAUCCUGUCAUGAACGGGGGGAUUCGUGGAUGGAGAUGUGGCACCAGACCUGGGUGACACCUCUGCUGGCAGCUCUGUGUGAAGGUCAGCUGGACCAGACCACCUACAUCCUGGACUACUGCCUGCCCAAGAUACUGAGAUGCAGCCCUGGCAGCGUGGAGCACAUGGUUCGUGCCCUGCAGAGUAGCCAGCACAGCCCAGCAGGUAAUAACACAGGCUCUCCAGACUGCAGGGGGGCCCUGGGAGCUCUGGUGACCUGUCUGCGAGCGGCCCGGGCCCAGGGCGUAGUCAGUUCCUCUCAAGAGGGGCUGUGGGGGGGGCUGGUUCCCCUGAAACUGCUCUCUCAGGCCCUGGUGCACAAACAUGACCAGGUUCGUUUGGAUGCCCUGGGGCUGAUCUGUGAGAGCCACCGCAGCACAGAGAACCUAUCUCCAGAGGAAAUGGAUCUGAUUCGCUUCUUCCUGCCCAGCAGCCUGAAUAGCCAGUCUCCAGGAGUGAGACAGCAGACUCUCAGCCUGCUGAAGAAGCUGCUGUGCAGGAUGAGGGACAGUGCCCAGCUGCUGCAGAGGAGGCUGGAGCAGGACAGGCCAGAGGAGCAGGGCCAGGAGCAUGGGAACAGGACCACACUGCAGACAUAUGAGGAGUUUCUGCACUGGCUAUGUGAGGCCCUCUUCCAAGCCCUGUUCCCUGGUGCCUCCUUCCCCACCUGUUUCACUGCGUUACACCUGCUGGGACUCAUCGCUGACCUCUUCUCCUUCAGCACAGCGGAUUCUGGUCCUUGUUUGUUUUCACUGGGACAGAUGGUGACCCCUUCUCAGGCACAGGCCGUGCUGUACUGCCUGGCCAGCUCCUUCCUGGAGGUCAAGCAGCUGGCCUUCCAGCUGCUGAGGAGACUACCUCCUCCAGCCCUCGGCCUGCAGGAGCCCGGCAGGCUGAGCUCGCUGCUUCGAGUCGCUCUGGACCUCAGCACCAGCACCAAGCCCUUUGAUAGUGUCACUGCCUCCCACCUCCUCAACUUGCUGGUCUAUGAGGAAGGGCUGGUGGAGGCGUUGAGCCACCGUGCCCAAGAACAGUGCAUCUCAUUUCAGCCACCCACACCAGGAGAGUCCCCGGCUUCUAAGGCCUUUAAGCUUGAGAGGAACACAUUAGCAGUGGUGCUGUUCCUCCUGGCGUGUCUAAAAGCUGAGGUUGCUCAAGCUGAGACCUCUCUCCUGCAAGCUGCGGCCUCCUACCCCCUUUAUGGACGAGCCCAUUGCAUCACUGUGGCACUGCAGCAGCUCGACUCACAGUCCCUCUUGCUGGUGGCAGAGUGGAGGCCAGUGGUGGCAGAGCUCAUUGAGAUGUCCUACAGGAUGUCUGAUGUUGUGUCACCUGUUGUACAGAGCUCCUCCCCCGAGGGACUCAUUCCCAUGGACACUGACUCGGAAUCAUCUGCCUGCCUGCAGCAGAUCCUGCAGGAGAUUCAGCCUCGUGACACGAAUGACUUCUUCACAUCACCUCGUCAGCUGGGCAAUAGUGAGCCGGAGCAAGGGGGAGGCAGCCUAGAGCAGGCGCAUGCUGCUGGGGCCACAGGUGGAGGGGAAGAACAGUACAGAGUUACGGCUCAGAUGGUGCUGGUGUGCUGCUGGCGGACGAUGAAGGAGGUGUCCAUGCUGCUUGGGAUGCUGUGCCAGAACCUGCCCCUCCAGACUGAAGCCCCUCCUCGAGAGGGGCUGAUUACGGAACAGCAGGUGGAGGGAGUGGGCCGGUACUUCCGGCAGCAGCUCCUGCAGUCUCGUCACCGGGGGGCGUUUGAGCUGGCCUACGUGGGCUUCGUCAAGCUCACCGACAUGCUGGCCAGGAGUCCAGGCAGGGCCCUGCAGCAGCUGCCUGGCCGCUGGCUGUCGGAGGUUCUGGAGGAGGUGAGGUCCAGCGGCCCCACGUCCAAGCUGUGUGCCACACGUCGCAGCGCAGGCAUCCCUUUCUACAUACAGGCCCUACUGUCCUCCGAGCCCAAGUCCUCCAGCUGUAGCCUCUUGAGGAUGACCAUGAAGGAGCUGACUGCACUGGCCCUGUCCAUGCAGGACAAUCCCACUGAUGGCAGCUCUGUCCCUCAGGUUCACUCUCUCAACAUUUUAAGGGCUUUAUUCAGGGACACGCGAUUGAGCGAAAACAUUGUCCCGUACGUGGCGGAAGGGGUGCAGGCUGCCAUCCUCGGCUUCACAUCUCCGGUCUGGGCUGUAAGGAAUUCCUCUACGCUUCUCUUCAGCACUCUGAUAACCAGAAUAUUUGGAGUGAAGAAAGGAAAAGAUGAGAACUCGAGGAAGAACAGAAUGACUGGCCGCGAGUUCUUCACGCGCUUUCCUGCCCUCUACCCCUUCCUGCUCAGACAGCUUGAGGCUGUGGCCAGCACUGUGGACAGUGAUUCAGGGGUUCUGAAGCUGCACCCCAACCUUUUCCUCCUGCUGCUCCUCCUGGGAAAGCUGUACCCCUCCCCCAUGGAUGGAUUCUCCUCUCCCCUAGGCCUGGCACCCUUUGUCCCCUUCAUCGCCAGGUGUGGCCGUUCCCCAGUGUAUCGCUCCAGAGAGAUGGCGGCUCGUGCCUUGGUACCCUUCGUGCUGGUGACACAGGUGCCCUCCAUGAUCCAGACAUUACUGCAGGACCUGCCAGAGUGUCCCAGGAGCGCAACCCGGCAAAACCACAUUCACGGCACACUACUGCAGGUCCUUCACUUGCUGCGCUCCUACCAGGAGGACAGACACAGGCCCCAUUCACUGCGGCUCCCUCAGACCCAUGACAUCAUCGCUGCGGUGCGUGCCAGGCUGUGGCUGGCGAGGAGGCAGAACCCCUGUGUAGUGACCCGAGCAGCUUUCCUGGAUGUCUUGGCCUGCUUGUGUGGACCGGAGUGGGGCCCAGUCGAUGAUGAGGAACUGACGGGUCUUAGGGAGGCUACACUGGUCAUUGUGUCCGACUCGGAGCUCUUCGACCCUGACUCGUUCUCCACAGCAGUAGCGGGUGGCACACAGUACCUUCUGAGCCUGGCACGGAUUGCGGUUUGUGCCAGCUUGGAGAACCCUGUGCUGUGGGGAGCAGAGUUUCAGGGUCCUCAGCUCCUGGCACAGCUGUUGCAGUGCCAGGUGUACGAGGUGCGACUGCUGGCACUGGAGGCUAUCCUACAGCAGCUUGAGAGAGGCCCGUCAGAUCGCCACCCCGCCCCCUGCCCUCUCUCCACAGUUACCACCAUUCUCACCAAUCUGGCCAUGCAGGAGACUCACCCGCAGUGCAUGGGAAAGGUUCUGCGCGCCCUGUCCCUGCGCAGUGUGGCCAGUAUCCUGCCCUGGCAGAAGGGCUCAGAGAUGCUGGGUGAGGAGGAGCUGCUGCACUGGGCCCUGACGGUGUGCCAGGAAUCUACUCACAGGGUGGAGAAUCAUUGCGCCGCUCUCACCCUGGUCUCCAAUUUUGUUGUCCAUUUUGUUGAGAAGAGCUCCCAGGGUCUGAGCAAGUCCAUGCAGCUGGAGAUGAGGACGUGGGUGGCGUUAGUGAGCCAGUGCUGUGGAGACGAGAGGCCAGGAGAGGUCAAGCUAACAGCUGCGGAGGUCCUAGUCAACGCCACGCCUUGCCUGCUAGCCAGCGCCGUCCUGCCCCUCGGUCUGAGUGACACAGUAUGUCUCUGGAAGAGCCUUUUCACUCUGCUGCAGGAUGAGGACCAGGAUGUGCGGGACAGAGCAGCAGAUUUCACUGGCAAUGUGCCCCCCCAGCUCCUCACUGACCAACACACAGGUUUUGCCCCCUCAGCUUUAUGUCCAGCUCUGGCCUUGGACCUGGGACUGGGGCUGCUGUGCCAGCUGUUCCAGAUGUGGAAGGAAGCCCCUGCAGGUGUCCUCAUCCUGGCGGAGUGGCUGCUGGGAGAGGGCGACCCCGAGAGAGAGGCAGAGGAUGGCCGGGUCCUGGAUGAAGAUGAGUUCCUGUUCGAGAAGGGCGAGGGGAAUCUGUGGGCUGAGAGGCUGCUCUGGGUGAGGCUGCUGGACAAGCACCUGUCCGGCCUGGUCAGUGUGCCGGGGACUCUCUCAGGCAUCCAGGAGGAGCUGGUCCAGCUGUUCGGACUUGCCAGAAACCUCGCCCAGACCUCGGAUUGUCUGCUUCAGGCCCUGCCGCCGGAGCCACAAUUCUCUAGCAGUGCGGAUUUCACUCGCCUCACCAUCCAGAGAGAGAGGACAGCUCGUGCGCUGGAGACACUCAAGGCUACCAGACCUGCCACACUGUCCUGAUGAAGGACAGUAAAGUCCAGCACAACUGGCUAUUUCCCCGGACGCUCUAGGAGUUUCUCCUUUCUGGCUGCUCGGGGCUUCAAAGCAAAAGCCUCACCUCUUUGGAAAACCCAAAGGAAACCCACAGUUGUCACAGCAACGCUUUUAUUUUCAAGCUUUUUUUUUCUUCAUUUUUUAACCACGAAUGGGGAAUUCUCUUCCAGCGUAGUUCCAGAACAUCUUGCUCAAAGUAAUAGAAGGUUUACCUGUGUUGUAUGUCUACAGAAAUAAGAAAGUCAGAUGACAUAUAUGUAGAAUAUUUUACACCUCAGGUUUGAAACAAUAUUUACCAUCUAACAUUCUUAUUUCAGUUCUAUAAGUGAAGUUUGAAUCCCUUUAUUUUCAAAAUGGAGUUUUAAAAUAUUGUAUCUGGGAAUACAGUAAGCAAAGUGUUUUUUAAAAAAAACAUUUUUAUAAUACAAUUUGUCAUUAAAAUUUAGAAUUUGGUUCCAUAUUAAACUUUUGCAUUUUUAAGUGAUUUUAACCAGCUAUAAUUUGUCAUUUUUUAAUGUGUGAUUUUAUCAGACUGCAGUGUUCAUUUGAUAUUUUUAUGAAAGCUAGAGCCCCUUAACUGUCAGUGAUAAUUUCCUUUUAUAUCUCAAGCAAUAUACAGACACUGCAGCCCCUGCCCCCAAUAUAGUGACUGUCCCUAGCUCAAAGAGGUACCAUCUUUUGGACGAGACGUCAAACUUCUGAGCUGUCUAAUCUAGGAGAGUGAGAUUGCAAGGCUGAGAAGCAGAAGUGUUCAUCAGUCCAUGUUUAUGAGAUUCAUGCUGUAAGAACAAUAAAAUACCAGUAUAAACCUGUUAGCAUUAAUGGCCUGCACAGCUCACUUAAGUGCAUUUCUGCAGAAUUUAAUAAACCACAUUACUGAGUC
Messenger RNA from Lepisosteus oculatus (spotted gar), 6890 nucleotides. Lineage: Eukaryota; Metazoa; Chordata; Actinopteri; Semionotiformes; Lepisosteidae. The record is from RefSeq and is a predicted model, not a curated record.